AUGCACACAAAACUUACGAGAUUCUUCGAAGUAUGUAGAAAUAAUCCAGAAGCUGCAGAACUCCUAUAUUCAAAAUUCCCAAAAUUCUUCUAUUGGAAAAAAGAGGCCUGGCACCAAGAUUUCGUAUAUGCCGCACAACAGCUUGGCCAAAACGCCACAUCAGAGGAUCCUUUAAUAAUAAACUGUGCUUUACUUGAAAUUGAAGAUCACAUUAAACAAUAUGGAAAGAGCCUUGAAGACUUUCCUGAAUUACCUGCCAUAUAUUAUGAUUUAUUGGAUUGUAAUAGACAAACACAGCUUUUUAUAGAAGAGACAACUUUUCCACAGAACAAAUUGCAGCAGAUUCUUGAAGAUGUUUCUCUACUAAAUGAUGAACAAU
This is a messenger RNA of Dentiscutata erythropus, 379 nucleotides long. NCBI's taxonomy places the organism in Eukaryota, Fungi, Glomeromycota, Glomeromycetes, Diversisporales, Gigasporaceae. The record is from the annotation of a GenBank genome assembly.